Molecule: messenger RNA, 915 nt
Organism: Spinacia oleracea (spinach)
Lineage: Eukaryota; Viridiplantae; Streptophyta; Magnoliopsida; Caryophyllales; Amaranthaceae
Product: protein TRACHEARY ELEMENT DIFFERENTIATION-RELATED 7A-like
Exons: 2
Coding region: 76-558 (160 amino acids)
Source: RefSeq, a predicted model, not a curated record
UCAACCAAGAUGGCUUCCCAUCAGGAGUAUAAAAUAGGUACCUAAGUGCCAUACAAUUUCCAAUUCCAACAAACCAUGGAUCAUGGAGCUUUUUUCAAGCUAUCUUUUCUAGUACUCCUCCUUGUAACUUUCGCAUCAUUUCUGUCUCCAUUUAUAGCAGAAGCAAGACAGAAACACGCACAUCCCGGCAACAACGGCCACCACCGCGUGAAGUAUUCCCCACUGCCAUCACAACCAUUAUCACCAACAACAGCACCAGUACCAGCACCUAACGGCGGCGGUACACCACCUUCACCAUCAUCUUCCCCACCGUUAUCAGUUCCAAUAUCUCCAUCUUUCCCUGAAGAUGAUGAAAUAGUAACACCACCACCACCAUUCGAUCCUUACAAUAUAGGAACGCCAGCAGUAGGUCCGCCACCAGGGUACGUAUUCCCGCCUUAUCAAACCCACGGUUGUCACUACCCUUGCACUGACUCCAACGACUGCGAUUGGCCUUGUACCGUCUGUUGCUGGAAUAACACUUGUUGCUAUGACUGGCCAGAGCUUCCCUACGAAUAAAACCUCUAAUUAACACUUGAACCGAAGAAUUGAGAACGCAAAUAAAGAACACAGAAUUUAAACGUUAUGUUUUUAUGCAAUUUCAUUUCACCGUAACCAUGCAUGAUUCAAGUGGAAAAUAAUACUACGUACGUGUUUUUGGUAUGUUUGCGUUGCUUAAAUUGUAUUUCCUCCGUCUUUUAAUACUCGCAACGUUUGUUAGUUUCACGCAUGCCAAUGCACAACUUUGAUCAUUUAUAUCUUAAAUUUUCUUUAUGCAAAAAUUAUAAAAAGUUGAUAUUUUGAAAAUAUACAUUGAGACGAAUCUAACAAGAUCCCACAUGACUAAGAAUAGUCAAAGUAGAUUAUAUGAAUAGU